AAAUUCUCAAAUCCAAAAUAUUUGCGGUUUGAAUUUUGUGUCUCCUCCUCCAAAUCUUCCCUCUUCAAUUCAAUUUGCUUUUUCACCCCUCCUCCCUCCACCCAUAUCUCAAAACUCCCCAAUCCACAGUAAUUUCUUGUACUCCUCCUCCGCUGUUAUUUACUUUCCAUUCUCCGACUCCCUAAAUUUUAAAUUUUUUAUUUUUUAUUUUUGCUUCCAAAAACCCUGUCUAAGAAGAAUCAUUUCCAUGCCGGGUUUAGGGUUUUAGGCCUUUUCUGUCAUUUUCUUCCUUUUUUUUUUGUUUUCCUAUGAAUUUAUAAUGAAAUUGGAGAGUCAUUGGGUCUUAGUUUUCUGUUCUUGAGAAAGGAAGAAAAAGAGAAUAGGAAAUGAUGCGGGGUGUAAAACGUGAGCCCAUUGGUUCGCGGAGGAGUAGUAGUAGAAGAACAAGUUCCAGAGAAGGAGAAGAAGACAGCCAGAAUCAGAUUGUAACGCGACAACAAGCAGAAGCUGAAGCACAGGCGAAUACGAGGAAUGCUAACAGUAAUUGUCAGAAUGAAGCACAGGGGAAUGCAAGUAAUGGUAACAAUAAUCAUCAGAAUUCUAGGGCUGAUAAUGAUGAUAGCGUCGAAGGAGAAGGCGGAGUAGGAGGAGGAGAUGUAGUGGAACGGAGAGUCCUUCGAUCUCGUUAUCUCAAUGUCAAGAAUCGAAUUUCUGAUGAGCGAGACGAUUUGUCCAAGGUUGAUUCUGAUAAGUUUAAAUCAAUUAUUGAAGAGGUUGACAACUUACAUCAGCUAGUUCAGAAACCCAGGGAACAAGUAGCAGAUGCAGAGGCUCUCUUGGAUAUCACCAACACUUUGGUUACCUCUGUUAAGGCACAUAGCACUGAAGGACUGACCCCUUCUGAUUUUGUCAGUUGUCUGCUUAGGGAUUUUACACAAGGUGGAGCAAGUACUAGUAAUGAGGUAGCUAGCAGCUCUCUGCGCUUGAAGGAAAUUGGGCUUGCAGUCUCUCAUGUUUUCAGGAGUGCUCCAGGUUGCUUCACUAUGGUUGGGCCUAUGAAUACUGAAAUUAAGCAACGUAAGGCUGUUAUCUACAGAAAGCGUGCAAAGCCUACAGAAAGUGCACGACCUGAAGAUCUUGAUGGUGCUGCUACUGAAGAGAAAACAGACACAGACAAGAAUAUGGCAACAAUGUUUGACAUUUUGAGGAGGAAUAGGAGGGUCAGGCUUGAGAAUUUGAUAUUGAACAAAAGCUCAUUUGCACAGACAGUUGAAAAUUUAUUUGCUUUGUCAUUUCUGGUUAAAGAUGGGCGAGCUGAAAUAACAGUGGAUGAGAAAGGAGUUCAUCUAGUUUCACCAAGGAAUGCUGCUGCUGCUAGUGCAGUUCAUUCUGGGGAGGUUUCUUACAGCCAUUUUGUGUUCAGAUUUGAUUUUAAGGAUUGGAAGUUAAUGAUGACUUGUGUUGGAGAUGGGGAAGUGUUAAUGCCACAUAGGGAUGUGGCUGUAGCAGGAAAUUCUGAGUCGGAUCCAGUAUCUCUUGGGACACAAGCAGCAUUAUCUACAACACCAAUUAGGAAAUUUUCUAGAAAUCGGGGUUUGGUUUUACAGGAACAGACAGUUGUCCAAGGAUCUCCUGAAAGUGAUGAUUCAGGAGCAAGGGUUGCUGCAAUUCGUAAAGGAAAAAGGAAGCUUGUUUAAGUGACCAGACAUCUUACUAACUUCGGUUUUUGUUUUGUAGUAAGAUGUAAAGUGAGAGGCAUCUAUUGUUGAUUUAUCAGUUCUUUUGCUAAUUUUGGAAGUUUGGGUUCAGACCCUUUACCUAGGCUGGCAGCUUUCUAAUUGAAGCAUAUGGAGUUUGGAUGCACUAGAUUGUUGUCUGGUUCUGUCAUCCUUACCCUGCUUUGUACAUAUUUGCUGUGUAUCGUUUAUUUCCUUGGGUAAAUACGAUGAUGUCUAGUCGUCUUCUGCCUUUC
Messenger RNA from Coffea eugenioides, 1972 nucleotides. RefSeq names its product non-structural maintenance of chromosomes element 4 homolog A-like. The coding region runs from base 387 to 1697 and encodes 436 amino acids. Gene Ontology annotation, cellular component: nucleus; Smc5-Smc6 complex. The record is from RefSeq and is a predicted model, not a curated record. Gene Ontology annotation, biological process: DNA repair. Lineage: Eukaryota; Viridiplantae; Streptophyta; Magnoliopsida; Gentianales; Rubiaceae. The transcript is spliced from 7 exons.